Molecule: messenger RNA, 2119 nt
Organism: Arachis stenosperma
Lineage: Eukaryota; Viridiplantae; Streptophyta; Magnoliopsida; Fabales; Fabaceae
Product: G-type lectin S-receptor-like serine/threonine-protein kinase SD1-1
Exons: 7
Coding region: 57-2000 (647 amino acids)
Biological process (GO): protein phosphorylation; recognition of pollen
Molecular function (GO): protein kinase activity; ATP binding
Source: RefSeq, a predicted model, not a curated record
GAGACCACUUUCUAUGGCAGAGCUUUGAUUAUCCUUGUGAUACAUCGUUGCCAGGAAUGAAGCUGGGAUGGGACCUUGGAACAGGUCUAGAGAGGACUCUAUCAUCUUCAAAAAGUAUCGAUGAUCCCGGCCGCGGACACUACACACUUAGAAUAGACCUUAGAGGUGAUCCACAAAUUGUUCUAAUGAAUGGAAAUGCCACAACAAUUAGAGUAGGGCCAUGGAAUGGGAUAAUGUUUUCAGGAGCUACAACUUAUUUGCGCUAUAGCCAAUUUUCAUCUCAAUUUGUUUUCAAUGAACAAGAAGUGUUUGUUAGGUUCAGACCGGAAAAUACAUCCAAAUAUAUUAGAGGUGUAGCGUACCCAUGGGGAGCUUUGCAGGUUUUGCAUUGGUCAAUACAAACAAGAGGCUGGGAGACCCUUAUUUCUAUACCGGAGGCCGAAUGUGACAAGUAUGCUACUUGUGGUGCAAAUUCUAUUUGCAGUACUACUCCUACUCCUGUCUGUUCAUGCCUUGAAGGAUUUGCACCAAAAUAUCCUGGAAAAUGGAAGGAAUCUGAUUGGUCUGAUGGUUGUGUUAGGAUCACUCCUUUAAGUUGCAGCAGAGAUGGAUUCAAGAAGGUCACCGGCAUAGUGUUGCCGGACACGUCUGCUUCUUGGUAUAACAAGACCAUGAACCUGCUGGAAUGCAAGGAAUUCUGUCUGAAAAAUUGUUCUUGUACGGCAUAUUCCGAUUUGGAUAUCCGUGAUGGAGGAAGCGGUUGCUUGAUCUGGUUUCAUGAUCUUGUUGACAUUAGACAAGGGUCACAAGACUUCUAUAUCCGAAUAGCUGAUAAGCAGAACAAUGAUUCCAGCAAGAGGAAGCAAGCAGGCAUCAUUGUUGGCUUUAUAUUGUUCAUCAUGAUCAUAAUACUUGGACUGAAAUUAUUUCUAUGGAGAAAAAAACUUGUGGAGACAGAUAUAUUUUGGUUGAAGCAGCGUGAUCACAGACGGGAAAAGGAGGAUAUGGACCUCCCAACAUUUGAUUUAUCAACCAUAGUUCAUGCCACUGAUCAAUUUUCUAGCCGCAACGAAUUGGGAAAAGGUGGAUAUGGACCAGUUUAUAAGGGUGUACUUUCAAAUGGAACCGAGAUUGCGGUCAAGAGACUUUCCAAGAACUCCGACCAAGGAUUGCAGGAGUUCAAAACGGAAGUUCAGCUAAUUGCAAAACUUCAGCAUCGCAACCUUGUAAAACUUCUUGGUUGUUGCAUUCAGCAAGAAGAGAAACUUCUGAUCUAUGAGCUCAUGCCCAACAGAAGUUUGGACUAUUUUAUUUUUGAUGAUGCUAGAAGAAAAUUAUUAGAUUGGACCAAGCGCUUUCACAUUAUUAGUGGCACAGCUCGGGGUCUAGUUUAUCUGCAUCAGGACUCUAGACUAAGAAUCAUUCAUAGAGAUCUAAAAACUAGUAAUAUUCUUCUUGAUGAAGACAUGAAUGCAAAAAUAUCAGACUUCGGUAUUGCUAGGACAUUUGCUGCCGAUCAAACUGAGGCCAAAACAAAAAGAGUGAUGGGAACUCACGGCUAUAUUUCUCCUGAGUAUGCGGUGCGUGGAUCUUUCUCAAUGAAGUCUGAUGUGUUUGCCUUUGGUGUAAUCAUGCUUGAGGUAGUCAGUGGGAGGAAGAACAGAGAUUUCCGUGUUCCUGACCAAAAUCUUAACCUUCUUGGACAUGCAUGGGAGCUGUGGAAUGAGGGGAGGGCUUUGGAGCUUGUAGAUGAAUCAGUGCGCGAUUCGGUCAUUGAAGUUGAAGCAUUAAGAUGUAUACAGAUAGGGCUGUUAUGUGUGCAAGGGAGACCUGAAGAUAGGCCUAACAUGUCAUCUGUAGUUCAUAUGUUGGAUGACGAUAAACCACUGCCUCGGCCGAGGCUGCCUGCAUUUUAUUCACACCAAGAAGACUCUUCAUUAAGUAAUCAUACAAUUUAUUCAGCAAACGAGGUUACCAUGUCAUUGCUAGCAGCAAGAUAGUUAGUUAGUUAGUUGUUUCGAAUGAAUAGUUGGAGAUGUUUAUCGUUACAGCCAUAAUGCAGUGAAUUGAAGAAGGUUCUUUAUUUUCAACUCUACACACCACACCAUACCAUUUAUAA